Messenger RNA from Perkinsus marinus ATCC 50983, 621 nucleotides. RefSeq lists its product as hypothetical. Gene Ontology annotation, cellular component: membrane. The transcript is spliced from 4 exons. The coding region runs from base 1 to 621 and encodes 206 amino acids. Gene Ontology annotation, biological process: transmembrane transport; oligopeptide transport. The record is from RefSeq and is a predicted model, not a curated record. NCBI's taxonomy places the organism in Eukaryota, Perkinsozoa, Perkinsida, Perkinsidae. Gene Ontology annotation, molecular function: transmembrane transporter activity.
AUGGCGGGUUUGGCUCUUCUAACGCUGUCUACGAUACAUUCGAUUAGUCAGCCGUGGAUGAUCCAUGUCUCACUACUCUUCCUAAUUGCAUUUGGUGUGGGUGGACUUAAGAGUUGUGUGAACGUCAUGGGAGCUCAACAGUUCCAUCCUGAGGAGCAUAAAGAUCUUAAUACAAGGUAUUACACCUAUUUCUAUGCUUCUAUCAAUCUUGGUUCUAUUGUUGGUGUUGCCUUUAUCAUUGCAACGAUUGUUUUCAUUGGGGGUAACUUGAUGGGUCGUUAUGUCAAGCCCAAGCCUCAGGGAUCUGCUGUAUUGGAGAUCCUUAAGGUACUCUUCUUUUCUAUUACGAGGUGCUCCCUGGAAAAGAACAAGGAGUCCAAUGGUGGUCGUUUCAAGGAUGGUUUCAUUGAGGAUGCAAAGGCACUCUUCCGAUUGAUGAUGCAGAACGUGGAUCCCAUUGCCGUGGUUUUGACUAGUGUUUUGGUUGAUACGGUGUUGUUCCCUUUUUUGAAGAGGCACAACCUAAUGCCACCAGUUCUGGUACGUUUCUGCAUUGGUUCAUUGUGUGACGCGGCGUCCCUACUCGUGGCUCUUGGUGUGGAAUUCCUCAGUUCUGGUUGA